AUGGGGAACCUAAAUCAUGUUGGAUUGUUCUGUUGUCUUCUUUUUGUGGAAGUGGGUGUCUGUUUGAGUCUGGGGGAUGAAAACGUAUCUGAUUCUUUCCUCCAAGUUCUCAUGAGGAAAUUCCACGAACAAGAUGAAAAGAUCUCCGCAAUAGAAGCAAAUACGAAAUUGGAUCAUAAAGAACUCGUCGGUAAAGUUCUGAGGUUAGAAGAAAUGCUGAAGUACUCGGAUUAUAAACAAAAGACAUUAGAGAAAACGAUAGAAAAUAUGGACAAAAUUAUCAAAGAACUAGAAAUCAGAACACAGACCAAAAAUUUGAAUGACGAACAUUCUCAUGGAAAACACGAACAAGAAAAUUCGAUCUCAGAACCGGUUGCAUAUGCCUUCCAUAAAACCGAUGUUAGCGGAGAUCAGUCAGCUAUUGCAAAAUCAAAGCAGAAGAGAAUUCUUAAUGGAGGGGUGUAUCCCACACAUGUCGUCGCAUUUUAUGCUUAUCUCGGUAAAGCAGAAGGUUCACUUGGUUUGCACCACACAUUGAUAUUUGAUUCAGUAAUAACUAACGUUGGAAGUUCCUACAACCGCCAUGACGGGGUUUUCACGGUUCCAGUCAGCGGGGUUUACGUCUUCAACUGGAAUAUCUACAGUAGUUUCAACGGAAAUAUUGUAACAGAACUGAUGGUAAAUUCAGAUAAAAAGGGAGGUACACGAUCUGAUAGUCAUACUGUGAGAGAAGACCAUAGCUCUAGCGGUUGUGUGGUCGUUGAGAUCAGCCAAAGAGACAUCGUAUUCAUAAGGACACACCCAACAAGUUCCUCAACUGGAUUCAUACUUAGUGACCUUACAUCGUACAUGUCUUCAUUCAGUGGAUGGCUUUUGAAGUGA
Molecule: messenger RNA, 882 nt
Organism: Magallana angulata
Lineage: Eukaryota; Metazoa; Mollusca; Bivalvia; Ostreida; Ostreidae
Exons: 2
Coding region: 1-882 (293 amino acids)
Molecular function (GO): protein binding
Source: RefSeq, a predicted model, not a curated record